GGUGUGGGUGCGGAGCCGCACGUGUCUGGUUUCUCCUCCGGGAGGGGCGGGGACAGUUGGGGGGGUGGUGCGGAGGAGGAGCAGCUGGUCUUGGUUCAGUCUGUCGCAACGUUUUCUUCUCUUUGUUUCACAUGAAAAGUUCUGAUGAGCAAACUGUGACCGCAGCAAACCAGAUUAAAACCGCAUUAAAGACGCAGGACCAGCAAAACCCGUACCCAGAGCGGAACCCGGAGCGGAUCAGAGGAGACUGAACUCUGCUUCAGGUCUGGUUUCUGGGAGUUCGGAUCAAAGUACGGAUCAUGGGUCAGGAGGACUGACGGACUUUGUGGAAACUUAUUUCGUCUCCAUGGAGACAACAGUUUUUCCCGCCAGCUGAGGAGUUGAUCUCACUCUGAUCAAAUACUGAUAUCCCGUAUUGAUAGCAUAUUGAUCGUGUAUUGAUCAGCGGGAUGGCCGCGCUCCGCCUGAUGUUGCUCGCGCUCUGGACCUGUGGACACGCCAAGAGCACGUUCCCGCUGCAGCCGUCCUACAGCCUUUACGCCGGCGGGCACGCACACGGAGCCCGCGCCACCAGCAGACACAGGAACUGGUGUGCAUUUGUGGUGACAAAGACUGUGAGUUGUGUAGUCGAGGACGGAGUUGAAACCUACGUGAAGCCUGAUUAUCAUCCCUGCAGCUGGGGGAAUGGACAGUGCAGCAGGGUGGUGGUAUAUCGGACCUACAUGAGGCCGAGGUACAAAGUUGCCUACAAAAUGGUGACAGAAAUGGAGUGGAAGUGUUGCCAUGGUUACAGUGGAGAGGACUGCACCAAUGGUCCAGCUGGUGGAGCAGGACCACAGAUCUCCACCACCAGACCUCAACCCAGACCAGGACAGGGAGGGGGAACGAGCUAUGGACCAGGAGGAGGUGUUUAUGGUCAGGGAGGCGGCAGUUCUGGAUCUGGCAGACAAGUUGACAGCGAGAAGAUGAGGCAGCUGGAGGAGAAGAUCCAGACCCUGACCAAGAACCUCCAGGACCUGCAGUCCACCCUGAACACCAUGAACGAACGCUUCCAGCAAGAGGUCAACAAUUCUGGCUUCAGCGGAGGAGGAAGAGGUCACUCAUCAGGAGGAAGAAACCCUGCUGAUGCAGCACAGCCAGAGAUUAAAGAGACGAUUCAUAGCAUUCAGACCAAACUGGACCAACUGGACAACCGCACACAGGCUCAUGAUAAAACCCUGGUCAGCAUCAACAACCACCUGGUGAAUGGGAAAGGUAACGAGCUGCAUGGUCUGCCUGGAGGAGGGGUGAGUGGAGGAAGGCUGAACUCGCUGAAGGAGGAGAUCUUGAGGGAGUUGGAGAGGAGAGUGUCGCUGUCCUGCUCCUCUUGUCAGGCUGGUGUGGAGGAUCUGCGCCGACAGCAGCAGGAAGACAGAGAGAGGAUUCGAGCUCUGGAGAAGCAGCUGAAUGCCAUGGAUGUCCGCUAUCGGCAGGGCCUGGACGGGCUGCACCAGGAUGUAGUGCGUUUACAUGGAUGCUGCAACACCGUCAGUGACCUCCAAAAUCGCAUCACUGAUGCUGAACGCAAGAUCAGCUCGGCCUCAGAGAACUUUGAUGUUCUGCGGGACCGUCUGGACAAGGAGCUCAGUGGAGGAGGUGGUAGCAGCAGCAACAGUGGCUCCAGAGGAGGAGGUUUUGGUGGCAGCAGUGGAAUCAGCAGAGGUGGAGGUAGUGCUGCGGUGACCAAGGAUAUGUUGGACAAUCAGCUGAGGGACCUGGAGUGGCGUGUCAACAACACUGUGCAGCGAACCAAGCAGAGCUGCUCAUACCUGGAAAACGACCUGAAAGACUACUUCCAUAAGGAGCUGGGGGACCUGAAAACUGUGUUCCUGGACCGGUUUGAUGACCAGGCCUUCAGGAUUGCAGAUGUGGAGCUGGAUGUGGGGCUGGUGAAGGACAGGGUGGGCGACCAUGACAUGAGGCUGUUGAAGCUGGAAAACAUCACCUCUCUAAUGAACAGGAGGCUGGAGAAGUGCAGCUAUGGAGGGUCUGAAGGAGGAGGUAACAGAGGAGAUGGAGGAGGGUGGGGAGCAGGAGGAGGAGUAAUUACAGGAGGAGGGAGCAGGGGAGGUACAGGGGGAGGAUUAUCUGGAACGGGAGGAGAGAGAAAAAAUACAACAGAGAAAUCUCUGGAGUGGAGAGUGGUGGCCAACGAGGAUCAGAUUCGACAUUUUAACACCAGACUUAAAGACCUGUCAGUGUCGGGAGACUCUCUUUACAACAAGGUUUUGGACCUGAGCCAUGACGUCCAUAAGAUCAAAGCUCUGACUGGUGACCAUGGUGAACACUUUAACCGAAUCGUGACGGAGGUGGAGCUGCUGGGGCAGGACUGCGAGCUGUGCAGGAAGGUGGAGGAUGAGCUGCGGAGGCUGAAGAAUCAUUCCCUGGAUGCACUGGGGCACAUGCAGAGCCAUAUCAACAGACUCCAGAUCAGAAUUGACUCAGAGAGAGACGGCUGCUCCCAGAUCUGUUCACACCUGCAGGAUGAAGUCCACCUGCUGCGAGACGACACCAGGAGGUGCACCGGCCAAUGCAAGACCAGCCCAGACACAGCAACGGGUGGUGGUUCUGGUAGCACUGAGGGUGGUGGUGGUACCAGUGGACAUGGAAAUGGGUUGGAUGCUGAGAAGCCUUUAGAUGGCCACAGUGUGAUUGGAGGCUCCAUAAACAACAACCAGCUGAAGACGCUGCAGGGCGAACUAUCCGAAGUCAUCCUUACCUUCAGCUCCAUCAAUGACACCCUGAAGGGGCUCGAACACACGGUGCAGAAACAUGGCAGCACUAUCACCGAUCUUGGAAAUACCAAGGAUAAGAUCAUCUCUGAGCUGGAUAAAAUCCAACAGGAGGUGACGGAGCAUGUUGAGGAGAGCCGGGAUCGUCUGGAUGGGAUGGACCGUGACGCCCGACGGUUUGAGAGCACGCUGCUGGUGGAGAUGGGAGACUGUAAGAGAUCUGGAGAUGGGCUAGAGAAGAGGCUUUCCAAGCUGGAAGGGGUCUGUGGGAGACUGGAUGGGGUAUCUGACUCCAUCCACAAAAUCAAGGAAGGACUGAGUCGACAUGUGUCAAGUUUGUGGACCUGUGUGUCUGGUCUGAAUGAUUCAGUUGUCCAACAUGGAGGAAUCCUGGACUUUAUUCAGAAGAACCAGGAUGACGUCCACAGCAGGAUGAAGAACCUGAAUUCAAGUGUGAACCAGGUCCUCAAAGAGCUUCAGAGUAUCUCUGAACACGACCUGACCGGCCUGCCUGGACCCCCAGGACCUCCAGGAGAAAGAGGCGUCAAUGGGCUGCCAGGUCCCCGGGGGCCACCUGGACCACCUGGACGUCAAGGAGAGAGUGGAACACGAGGUCUGCCUGGUCCCAAAGGUGAACGAGGUCUGCCUGGUGCUGAUGCUCAUGUACCUAGACUGUCGUUCUCAGCUGCCCUCACUGUUCCCAUGGACCGAGCUGGAACCAUCAUCUUUGACAAGAUCUUUGUCAAUGAAGGAGAUUUCUAUGACUCAAGAACAGGUAUUUUCACCGCCCCUGUGGAUGGCCAUUACUUCUUCAGUGCUAUCCUGACGGGGCAUAAGAAUGAGAAGAUUGAAGCGGUUCUGUCAAAGUCUAACUACGGCAUGGCCCGGGUGGACUCCGGAGGCUACCAGCCCGAAGGCCUGGAGAACAACCCUGUAGCUGAGGCUAAAACCACUCCGGGCUCUCUGGCUGUAUUCAACAUCAUCCUUCCUCUGCAGACUCGGGACACAGUCUGCAUUGACCUGGUGAUGGGCAAACUGGCUCACUCUGCGGAGCCUUACACCAUCUUCAACGGCAUGCUGCUGUAUGAAGACAUGUGAUGAGUUUGUCCUGACAUCUGAAAAACAACGACACAGAACCUGAACGACACCCACAGGAGGUGUGAUGUGCCCUCCUCACUCAAAGUGACCAGAAGUGAUGACAGAAUUUUUUUAUGAGUCCUGAGCAGAUUCUGUUGGACUGCUUUUAUCUUCUUGUUCUAUAGAAUCUGACUCUUCACAUGUGAACGACAGCAGGAGUCGAUUAAUUGUUUGACUGCUUUAAUCCAGUUAGCUAAUUUGAUGCGGUCACAUGACCUGGCCUCAGAGCAGCACUGUGAGGACACUGGCCUCAGAGCAGCACUGUGAGGACAUGUCCCUGUAAACCAGGAUCAGCUGGUGCCUGGUGGACCUUGUUCCUACUGCUGCUUGAAACUUCUAAACAACCAUUUGGAGACACAUGACCUCCUGUAACGAACAACUGAUUCUGGGGCUACAACUGUAAAAUUUGUCCUGCGGGUGUCAUCACAGGAAACAUCAUGGCAUCAUUAACUUCUAAAAAGUUUCAUGCUCCAAAGAGCAGGAUCAAGAUCAGAUUUAUUGAUCUGAUUGGUAGAUAUUUAGCCAUCUGUCCUUACUGAUGAUCUGAUUGAUAGGUAUUUAGAUCUGUCUGUUGAUCAUCUGAUUCAUAGAUAUUUAGAUAUCUGACCUUAUUGAUGAUGUGACUGGUCGAUGACGAUUGUGGACCAAAGAGUUUUACAGACAGAUGGAUGCUCAUUGGUAUCCUUAAGCCCUGCCCUCAGCAGGUCAGAUGUUGUCAUGGCAACAUGUGACAAUGUAACUUUAAAUAUGAUGAAAAACAAGGAAAGCUUUUUGUUUCAUAAAAGCAGAAUAUGUUUUCCUGUGGAUUUUAUAACAGUUCACCCUGUGAAUGUUUUUAUAUUGAGCUGCACUUUUUCUUGUUUUAUUUUAUGUUUUUAUGUCCUGCCGAAUAUUUAAGCCAUUUUCACAAAGUUUCACUUUUUUAGACAAAUGUUAAAGGACAAGGCUGGAAACACUGAACAUUUUCUUACUGUCAACAAAUCACAUUAACAGACAGAAGGUGGAAGAGAUAUUCAGAUUACUUUAAAGGUAGUAAUACCACACUGUAAAAAUACUGGGCUACAAAUAAAAGUCUUGCACUCUGAAUGUUAAGAUUUAUCAUCUAAAUUUUGUUAUGGGAUUCAUAAACAAUGUACUCAAUAUAGACAGAUAUAUCAAUGAUAAAGUAACAUUAUAGACAGAUUUAAUAGUCAUAAAUGUAUUAUUAUAAUUAUUAAUAAUAAGUUUUGUCACUUGUCAGUCAAAAUAAAAAAAAUAAAUAAAUGCAGUACAGUAGAAGAAUUACGUAUCAGUGUUUGGAGUUAUUCAAGCAGUACAAGUAUCUCAAAUUUGUACUUAAGUACAAAUAUAUGAGUAAAUGUACUUAGUUAAGUUUCACCACUGUGGAGACUAAAGACAACAUUGUGUUUAGUCCGUCUCUAAUCACCUUCCUUCCUCUGUCUGUGGCUCUCAGCUCCAAACCCAUUGGUUCCUACUGAAAACAUAAAUCUUCAAUACAACUCACUAGUUUCAUUCUAAAAUAAAAGCUCAGUCAUUUCCUCAAAUAGCUGCUCAUUGUAGUUUCUAUCAGACAAUAGGAAACAAUUCAUGUGCUGGGGACUAUUUUCAGCCGCAAAUUAAUCCACAGUUGGUGCUGUAGUGAGUAUUUGUUGCGGCAGAACAGUCUGCGUGGAACUGAGUCAGAAUAAAUUACAGUGUGAGUUGAUGGUGAUGAAGAGACAGUGAGGAUCACUGAUGAUGAUGAUGAUGAUGAUGAGUUUUAAUGGAGGAAUCAUAUAUAUCAAAUGCACACAAGACUUCACUAUAUUAAAUUAUAUUAAUACACAUACAGUAUUUGUUGGUUUGAGUCUGAGCAUGAGAUUUGUUGACAAGAAGAAACAUAUUUACCAGAUUACUGACCAGACUUACAGUUUUAAUCCAAUGAUAAGCAGCUGAGGAUGAUGAAGGACAACACACACACUUUUAAUCUGAAGCUGAUGUUUGCUUUGAAAGUAAUUAUGACAGCUGCCUGAGAAGGAUGUAUGAUUCAUGUAUAUUCACUAAAUGUUUUAAUCAUUUAAUGACAGCAGAUCAAUAACACAAUCACCAGCUCCACCUGACUGUCAUCAGUUACUGAACAUGUGAGGAAGGUUUCUUAGCAGUAACGUGUCUCUUCUCUGUCUACAGAUAAACUGGUGGACAAUAGAUGCCACAUAUUUAUACACUUAUACUUUGAUUAUCAUCUUCAUUUAGUCUGACAAAAUAAAAACAGCAGCCAUGUUUGACUGAGUGGUUUUUAGAAACUGUAUUCUCUGACAGGCUUUAGCUCUUGUUCUCAUGUAAGCCACUUUUUUUUUUUACCCUUUCACACUGUUGUAUUGAAUUAUUUUCAUUGCCAUUAAAGAAAACACAGGUCACACCCAGAA
This is a messenger RNA of Lates calcarifer (barramundi perch), 6313 nucleotides long. RefSeq names its product EMILIN-1. The record is from RefSeq and is a predicted model, not a curated record. Lineage: Eukaryota; Metazoa; Chordata; Actinopteri; Centropomidae. Gene Ontology annotation, molecular function: protein binding. The transcript has 14 exons. Bases 450 to 3869 code for a protein of 1139 amino acids.